UAAUGAUGGAAGCAUCUUAAGCAUCUUCAACGAGGAAACCGAUUCUCUUUUGAGAGAGUAUCGACGACAAAUAAUUCAACUACAAAUGGAGAAUAGGUCCUUUAAAAAGUCUAAUAUGCGCAUGCAAGAUAAAGUCGUCAAUUGUUUUGAGACAAUACACUCAAGUAUCAAAAGGGUAGGUUCAACAGCUCAACAGGAGCUGGAAAAACAAUUAAUAUCCGGAGAAAAGCUGGAAAUUGGAGAGGUGAAUCCUGCAAAAAACGAAAUCCAUGCAGGCCACGGGGUAUGGAUUGAUCGAGACGUAUACGAUACUAUUCGUUUCUAACCAAAGAUCAUUGCGCAGAAAUUUAUAAAAGGUAUCGCCACAGCAAUAUUUUCAAAUGAAGUCCUUAAAAGCAGCACUGUGAAAGGCUCAAAAAAUGGGAAACCUGCACUUCCUCCAGCAGGUCUCAAAGCUCUAUCUGAUCUAAAUCGAGACUUGACCAAAAAAAGGAAAAGAAGUACGAGAAAAGACAAAGAUAAAUCGUGCAAAAAGCCCAAGAAGGAACAAAACUCUAAAGAAUUCAUUCUGGAAAGUGACUCCAACGAUGACACAAAUGGCACGAAUAAGACAAAUACUAUGGAAGAUGAAGAAGUCGAGUUAGAUAACUUGAAUCCUUCUAAAACUAGAAAAUAUAAAGAUGGGGCGGACAAAGGAGAUCGGGUGAAUGAUUCUAAAAGUAUUGAAGAAGAAGAGGCUGAGACAGAUGACGUUGACCCUCUCGAUUCUAAAAAUGAUAAAGAUGUUGAGGAGAAAGCAGAUGAGGAUACGAAAGAUGAAAAAGGUGAGGUAGAUGAGGAUCCUGUGAAAACUAACAUCGAUGAAGAAGGAGAGAAUAAGGCAGAUGACGUGAAUAAUUCUGAAUUUGAGGAAGAUGAAGAGGAAAUGAUGCCAGCGUUCUUUGAAGUAGUAAUGAAUGAUCCUGAAGCAUAA
Messenger RNA from Belonocnema kinseyi, 973 nucleotides. Its product is annotated as acidic leucine-rich nuclear phosphoprotein 32 family member B-like. The coding region runs from base 620 to 973 and encodes 117 amino acids. The transcript is spliced from 4 exons. NCBI's taxonomy places the organism in Eukaryota, Metazoa, Arthropoda, Insecta, Hymenoptera, Cynipidae. The record is from RefSeq and is a predicted model, not a curated record.